This is a messenger RNA of Sitodiplosis mosellana (orange wheat blossom midge), 467 nucleotides long. Its product is annotated as serine/threonine-protein kinase TNNI3K-like. The transcript has 4 exons. The annotation marks the transcript as partial. Lineage: Eukaryota; Metazoa; Arthropoda; Insecta; Diptera; Cecidomyiidae. Gene Ontology annotation, molecular function: protein binding. The record is from RefSeq and is a predicted model, not a curated record.
GCAUCUAAGCAUGGUAAGGAUGACUAAAUCAGAUAUCCCUCGAUCUCUUUCUUUGAUCCGUAUUAUUUUAGGUCACGGAGGUGUCGCUGAUGUGCUUCUCAAGAAUGGAGCUAACACUAAUAUUGUAGAUGAUUCGAAUACCACAGCUCUUCAUUUAGCUGCUAGGAAUGGUCACGGAGGUGUCGCUGAUGUGCUUCUCAAGAAUGGAGCUAACGCUGAUAUUAUAGAUGCUUUGAAGAAUACACCUCUUCAUUAUGCUGCUAGGAAUGGUCACGAAAAUGUUGCUGAACUUCUCAUCAACAAAGGCGCCAGUAUGGAUGUCAUGGGUAAUUUUAAUCAUACACCUCUUCAUUUGGCAGCUAGGAAUGGUCAUAAAAAUGUUGCUGAACUUCUCAUCAAAAAAGGAGCCAAAGUUGAUGUUAGAAAUCUUGCGAAUCUAACACCUCGUCAGUUAGCUGUUAGCCAUG